Messenger RNA from Clonostachys solani, 384 nucleotides. NCBI's taxonomy places the organism in Eukaryota, Fungi, Ascomycota, Sordariomycetes, Hypocreales, Bionectriaceae. The record is from the annotation of a GenBank genome assembly.
AUGCGUCCAACACUGGUGAGGCUGGCCACUGCCGCUGCUGAACAAGCUGGCAACAGCCUACGACCGCGGCCCAUGGCUCUGCUCCCGCCCAUCUUCUUAUAUCGUCGUAUUCUGAGGGCUCACAGAAAGCAUCUGCCGGCGGAAAUGCGCGUGCUGGGCGACGAGUACGUCAAAGCCGAGUUCAGAGCUCACCGGAAAAUUGGCUUUCUUUCUGAGUGGCAGCUCUAUGCCCAGAAGAUCGAGGGUGAUUCGUGGAAGGGCCAAAAGAUUGAUGAGACCAAGCUUGCCAAGAUGAGCGACGAACAAAUCCAGCAAUUAUAUGAGCUCUUGCAAGCCAUUCAGAAACACAAGGGGGGUCCUGGCGAUGAGGAGCCAGAGUCAUAA